AUGGCAGACAGUGUUCCAAUUGCAACAUACGUUAUGGUCAUAUUUUUUAUAUAUGUAAGCCAUUUUAUGUCCACCUCAGGAAAGCCAAAGUCAUGGACAAAUUUGUUAUCACCCAAGCUUCAAAAUAUCCAUCUUGCAGAUAGGCUGAGUGAUGAUCCUAUUGCCAUUAAAUUAGCCUCAACCGACUUCGGAAAUAUUGUUAAAGAGAUCCCAGCUGCAGUUCUUUAUCCAUCUUCCAACAAUGAUAUUGCAAGCUUAAUCAAAUUUUCACACAGUAGUUCUCCUCCAUUUCAGAUAGCUGCAAGAGGCCAAGGCCAUUCCAUCAGUGGACAAGCAAUGGCUCGAGAUGGGGUUGUGGUGAACAUGAAAUCCUUGAGAAACCAUAGAAAUGGGAAUGGAGUUAAGGUGUCAUCUGCAGCAUCAUCGUCAAUGGGUUGGUAUGCAGAUGUUGGGGGAGAGCAGCUUUGGGCAGAUGUAUUGAAUGCCACACUAGAACAUGGAUUUGCACCGGUAUCUUGGACAGACUAUUUGUACCUAACAGUUGGGGGGACACUUUCCAAUGCGGGGAUUAGUGGACAAACCUUCCGGUACGGUCCUCAGAUUAGCAAUGUCUAUGAAAUGGAUGUCAUCACUGGGAAAGGAGAUUUCGUAACUUGUUCCCCAGAAAAGAAUACGGAGCUCUUUUAUGCGGUUCUUGGAGGUUUAGGGCAGUUUGGGAUUAUUGUCAGAGCGAGAAUUCCCCUAGAGCCAGCACCAAAGAGGGUCAAAUGGGUUCGAAUGCUUUACAAUGAUUUCUCUGCAUUUACAAGAGACCAAGAGCAUUUGAUCUCGAUCAAUGGAAGGCAACAAAAGAACGCAGUCGAUUAUUUGGAAGGUUCACUUCUCAUGAGCGAAGGUCCUCAUCCAAAUAAUUGGAGAUCAUCCUUUUUUUCACUAUCGGAUCACUCCAAAAUCAUUUCCUUGCUAACCAAAUACGGCAUCCUUUACUGUCUUGAAGUAGUCAAAUUUUAUGAUGAUCACACUCUUGCCUCCAUGGAAAUGGAAGUCCAAGUUUUGUUGGAAGAAUUGAGCUUCAUCCCAGGACUUGUGUAUGAGAAAGACGUCUUGUACGUGGAUUUUCUGAAUAGAGUUCGAAGUGGAGAGAUAAAGCUGCAGUCACAAGGACUAUGGGAUGUUCCUCAUCCGUGGUUAAAUCUCUUCGUGCCGAAGUCGCGUAUCUCAGAUUUCAAUUACGGAGUUUUCAACGACAUUAUUCUUAAACGUAACAUUACCACAGGACCUAUCCUUGUUUAUCCCAUGAAUCGGAGCAAGUGGGAUGAUAGGAUGUCUGCAAUUAUACCCGAUGAAGAAGUUUUCUACACCAUCGGAUUUUUGCAUUCAAGUGGGUUUGACGACUGGGGAGCCAUCGACGUACAGAACAAAGCCAUCCUGCAGUUUUGCUAUGACUCGGGUAUUGAGGUUAAGCAGUAUCUUCCCAAUUACAAGACGAGAGAAGAAUGGAAAUACCAUUUUGGUAUCAAAUGGAGGACAUUUCAAGAGAGAAAGAAUCAGUUUGAUCCCAAAAUCAUACUAUCUCCAGGACACAGGAUUUUCACUAACGAUUAA
Molecule: messenger RNA, 1605 nt
Organism: Juglans regia (Persian walnut)
Lineage: Eukaryota; Viridiplantae; Streptophyta; Magnoliopsida; Fagales; Juglandaceae
Product: cytokinin dehydrogenase 3-like
Exons: 5
Coding region: 1-1605 (534 amino acids)
Biological process (GO): cytokinin metabolic process
Molecular function (GO): FAD binding; cytokinin dehydrogenase activity
Source: RefSeq, a predicted model, not a curated record